Calidris pugnax (ruff) is the source of this 1702-nucleotide messenger RNA. It is a transcript of the gene ELP6, whose product is annotated as elongator acetyltransferase complex subunit 6. The coding region runs from base 573 to 1217 and encodes 214 amino acids. Lineage: Eukaryota; Metazoa; Chordata; Aves; Charadriiformes; Scolopacidae. The record is from RefSeq and is a predicted model, not a curated record. Gene Ontology annotation, biological process: tRNA wobble uridine modification. The transcript is spliced from 8 exons. Gene Ontology annotation, cellular component: elongator holoenzyme complex.
GCUACCCAGCGCUAAGAAGGGGCCGGGGCCUGUCCCCGCAGCCCUCGGGUCCCGGUGUGACUGCGCGGGGUUGCUGCCGGGUCGGGAAUAACGGCAAAACUGGGGGUGAAACCCGCUCCCCAGCGCCCUUCCGGGUCCUGUGGUGUUGUUCUAGAGGUUUCCCUUCCUUUAGGCUAAGACUAAGUUAAUUCGGUUAAUCCAUGAAGUUUUCGUGCUAAUGAAAUCACGGUGUAACUAAACAUCCUCAUCCUCUAUAAGAGCCGUGCAGCGCUCCAGGGUAAAUUCACGCUGCUGCGAGACACCAGAACAGAUGGCAGCUUCCUGGUGCACCAUUUCCUCUCCUUCUACCUCAGAGCUGGCUGUAAGGUUUGCUUCGUGGCCCUGCUCCAGUCCUUCAGUCACUAUAACAUCGUAGCACAGAAGCUGGAAAAAGCUUCCCUGGAUUUUUUGUGCCUGUGCUGGCUCUGCAGUACCGGCUUCACACUUUUCUGCAAAAUCUUGCUCUUUUCAUGAGGAUCUGCACUUAAGUUUAAGGGACAGUUAAUGUUAUCUGUCGUGAAGUUGGAGAGAACAUGCUGGGCUGUAGCAAGAGUAAUGGCACCAGGGCAGCUUGCCAGGGAGUCAGUCUGACGGCUGCCAGAGAGCGGGGACAGCUUGUCUUCUUGGAAGGCCUCAAGUCCUGCCUUGACCUCUUGUUUGGAGAGGAGUCGUCGGAGUUGGGACAACCCAGUCCUCUCCAGUUCCUAAGCGAGAGCGCUUCCAACCUCAAAGCCUUGUUUGACUUCGUCCAGACCUCCCUGACUCCCACCGACAGCGACUCCUGGAAGGGUCCUGUGCUGCUGGUGGACGACCUCAGCGUCCUGCUCAGCCUGGGCGCCGCGCCGGUGGCUGUGCUCGACUUCAUCCACUACUGCAGAGUCACCGUGUGCUCCCAGCUGAAGGGGAACAUCGUGGUGCUGGUUCACAGCAACGAGGAUUCAGAAGAUGAGGAAAACGACCUGGUUGUCAACUCCCUGUGUCAUCACAGUGACCUGAUCCUGUGGGUAGAGGGGCUGGCGACCGGCUUCUGCAAGGACGUUCAUGGGGAGAUCAAGAUAAUUAAGAGGGUGUCCUUGGAGCUGACGGCAGAGCAGGAUCACGUCCAAAUCUACCAGUAUAAGAUCCAGGAUAAGAAUGUCACCUUUUUUGCUAGAGGGCUGUCAGCUGCAGUCCUGUGACACUGCCCAGCGCUGAGAGCAACCCCGAGGCUGGUCCCUCUCAUCUGGACGUGCCACCAAACCAUCCUGGCUUGUGUCACCAGCCCCUUCCAGCCAACUGACCCAGGAGAGGAGCUUCAACGCGUGGUGAACCGCAUGCCAACGAUGGAGCCACAGCUUGCUCCAUCCCUUUGUCCUCCCACCCGAACGUAGGCAGGCCAAGAGGAAGAGCAAAAACGCGGUGGAAUGGCCCUUAAAAACAUGUAAAUACAAGCUGGGGAGGGGGGUUGGGGGGGUGCCCCGCGGGCUGGGAGCGCCUCACCUUCUCCUGUGUUACGGCAGGGCAGUGCCAGGCACUGCUGCUUGGUGGAAGGAUCAACCCCACCCUUGGAGGAGAUGACACAGAGCGGGUGGAGGCAGGGAUGGUCUGGCAGCGUGUUGCAAUCCUUACCUUUCUGCCAGCUCUGGCACAGAAGGGAUUUGCUCAACUGCCAACUUCCAGAGAA